GAACCAAAAAAUACAGUUUAUUGUUGAUUCACUUAUUUUAUUUGUCAGAUUUAAUAUUUAUAGAUUAACACUUUUAUAUCUUAUCAGUAAUAGGAAAUGUGUUAAUAUAAUUAAUCCGCUUUGGGAAAUAUUACAAUUAUUUUCGUAACAUAAUUAUGCCUUUUGCACUUUUUUAUUUAAGCUUUAUUAUAAAUUGAUGUCUCACUUUAUUUGAUAUUUAUAUUUAGAAAAUAAUGAUAAUUGAUGUCUUGAUUUGAUUAGUGUAAUCAAACUGCCUGAAAGUUCAUGGACCUUGAUUCUCUCACCCUUAUUCUUUGUAUGGUUGUUGGACUGAAAUUUGGGAGGAAAUGCCCUGUUGCUGCCUGACCAGGGAGAGAAAAAAUAAAUGUAAACUCUACCUAUUGGUUAAAUUGAAAUGAUUGAUUUCAUUUAAACAUUAUUUUCUAUGUUACACUGAAUUGGAGUAGAUAAGGAAAUGUCACAUUAUGAUAUACACCUACCUAAAACCAAAAAACUGAACAUUUUAAUCUUCAGGAUUAAGGAUUUUUUGCAAGAUAGACUGCAUUAGUUUUAGCUAGGUGUACCUAAUAAACUGACAACUGAGUGUACUUUACAAAGCCAAAGUGGUGUACCUCAAAUAAAGGGACAGAUAUAGCCUGUUUAGGUGAUUAUUCUUGGUCUCCUCUCAUUGGUUGUCCUCAAUUGGCAUUUGCAGCAGCUGUGGGAAGUCUCUCUAGAUUGCAGAUCACAAAAGCCAAGUGAAACACCAGUAUCAUACUCAACCUGCUCAGGUGAAGGGUCGGCCUCAGUGAGAGACAGCUGCCAGAGUGAAAAUGGGGUUUAUGCACACUGGGCUUCUGUUACUGCUGUUUAGUUCUGCCUAUAGUUAUCAGUUUAGAAGUGGAGCUGGAUCUGGCCUGUCUGUGCAAGAUCCUGAAUUAGAGUGGGCAAGAAUGGAGACAGUUAUAGAUGAAGAUAUGAAGCCAGGACCUGCACUUAAAACCAAACUCUGGAGGAGUGGAUCAGGUAGUGGCUCUUCAACUCCUGAAGCGAAGAAGCUUCCUGAGUAUGUGAAUGUCUUAUCCUCUAAGUACCCGAAAGAGGCUUUCAAGCCAGAAAAAGGUGCCAGACCUCUCCCUGACUGGGUCAAGGAAAUGUUACUUCGUCCUUCCACUGCUGCAAAACCAGCAGCAGGAGGAGCUGCAGCAGGCAGAGGAAAGUUGGUCGAAAUCCUGUGUCAUGUUGACAGAAUGUAUGUAAGAAUUAGAAGACAGGUCUUUAAGACUAGGGAUGCUUAUAAAAACUUGAAACUAGGUACCUGUCCUGUUAACCAAGGUACCAAAGACCAUUAUUACCUUCUGUACCUCCUUAAAACUGACUGUGGAUUCAAAAGAGAGGUUGGUAAAGGUGUCUUCUUUAUCAUUUUUUUUUUUUUUUUCUAUUUUCAAUACAAUUUUCUGCUUCACUGUGAGAAACUAAAACCAGCAGAAAUGUCUAUGUUCCAGAGUAAAACAGAUUAUCUGUCCAUCGGCAAUGUGCUCCACUACAAGCCAGCUGGUGUCAUUUUAAGGGAAAUGCCAUUCGAUGUUUCUCUGCAGUGUAACUUUCCCAGGUGGUUUCACUCCUAUAAAGUUGGAUUCCAUCCCAAACUACAAGGAGGAACAGUUUUCAAAGCACUCCAACCAAAAAGUAACUUAAUCCUCACUGCUCAAGAUGCAUCAGGGAAUGAAAUCACGGGUCCCAAAACAUACACCUUGGGCCAGCCAAUGUACUUUGAGGCCAAGCAACCUGACAACACUGCACAUUCUGGAGAUCAGAGGUUGUACAUCAACAAGUGCUUCAUGACUGCAAACCAAGACCCCAACUCCAGUCCUAAAUAUACCGCCAUUGACAACCAAGGCUGCAUGAUUGAUGGUAAGGUGACAGUACAGUCGAAGUUCCUCAGUGGUGCCUCAAAGAUGGCCCAGAAGUUCAGUGUGGGUGCCCUCAUUUUCAAGGACAUGGUUUCCCCUUCUUCCUCAUCACAGCAACUCUACAUGCACUGUGAGAUCUCAAAGGGGAAACUUACUCCAACUCCGUCUUCAAAGGCUUGUAAUUAUGAUCCAGCGACCAAAAAGUGGAAGGAGCUUUACGGUGACGACUCAGUGUGCACCUGCUGUGAAUCGACUUGCCCCUCAGCACAGCCCAGGGCUUCCAGUAAUAUCGUCUCUAGUCACUCUUGGAAGGUUGAUGUGAGCGGCAGGGAUGGAUAUGUGGAUGUUCACCCUCAGAUGAAAUCGCUUGAUGCUGACACAUUCAGUUUGGAGGACUCCGACAUGGCAGAGCACAGCGACUUUGUAAACUACUGGGAGCAUGACUACUAAAAUAAAUCAUGUGGAAAUGCUUAGAUUUUUUUUUUUUU
Seriola aureovittata is the source of this 2401-nucleotide messenger RNA. It is a transcript of the gene zp3c, whose product is annotated as zona pellucida glycoprotein 3c. The transcript has 7 exons. NCBI's taxonomy places the organism in Eukaryota, Metazoa, Chordata, Actinopteri, Carangiformes, Carangidae. Gene Ontology annotation, molecular function: acrosin binding. Gene Ontology annotation, cellular component: extracellular matrix. Gene Ontology annotation, biological process: egg coat formation; binding of sperm to zona pellucida; positive regulation of acrosome reaction. The record is from RefSeq and is a predicted model, not a curated record. Bases 834 to 2363 code for a protein of 509 amino acids.